GCAGAGCAGAGCAGAGCUGGCAUCCUUCGCCAACGCCAGACUGUGGAGCCGCGCGUCAGAGAACUCUCAUUUUUUCGUGGUGUCGCUGUCGCCGCGUCGCGCUGGAAAAGGAAAAGGUGCAGACGAUUCACCUCUUCUUAUACACGAAUUUUUGCAUAUAUUUUUCUCGACACUAUCUGACUAAUCGGAACUAGGAAGAAGAAAGUGGUCACCAGAAAAAAAGAGAUCGAAAAAAGUGUUCAUCUAUGGUUGAUCUGGAAGAAAAGUAAAUGGAACUGUGAAUGUUCCAGGAUCUUAAGUGUGUAAUGCUAACCGGAAGUGGGUAGAUGAUUUACGAAACUCCACGAGUGUAUAGUUGAAAGAAUCUGAAACCGUGCUGGAAUGGUUGGGAUUGCGAAAUUGUUCCCGAAGGUGCCAUAUUUUUGCCUUGUUCAAAGUUGCUAUCAGGUCGGUCACUUUACGGGGCUAGGGCAAGAAGAUUACGUGUUACUUUUGAUCGCAGCCUGAACCGGAUGCAUCCGGUUCGGCUGUGGAAAACCAGUCUGCAAGUGUCCGAUCAAGUGGAGUAUUUCGAAAAAGUGCAAGGAUUUUUCAUCACCGGAGCAGAGAGAAUGGAAAAUCGAUUCUGAAGAAUACUCCUCCUUUUCACCACCCGCCGGUAAAAUGGUGCGAUGGUACGGAGCUUCGAUAACUGAAUCUAAUGUGAAUCUUCUCACGAGUGAAUUCUUGUUAGAUUUUUUUUACUUAUAUGAAAACCAGAAAAGUGCAACAGCAAAGUUGAUCAAACAUGUCCUCAUUGAGUACUAGUAGGAAAUAUCGCUGUCUAUAAAAAAAUUGAAUCAAAUGGUAAAACGGUGUCGAAAAAUGCCUAACGAGCAGAAUGGAACUAUAACAACGAACAACCCAAUCUGCAACUGAUAGCCUAGACUAUGAUGUCCUGAAAGAAAACGUAAAUCCUCUAAUAAUAGCAGAAACGAUUUAUGAAUGCAUGAAGUUCAGUUUAUAAACAGUGGCCUUCACUCCCACGUCGAUUAGGUACUAUGAAGUGAAAGUUUAAAAUUUCUUAAAGAAAGUCUGCAAUGACUUAAAAUUUAAGUAUAUGGUCAUGAAUUAAGUGGGACUGAAUUUUUUUUACUGCAACAUUUGUUUUUGGAAGCACCGUGCUGUUGUUCCUUGUACUGGACUUGACAGAAGUGCAAAGCGAGUGAACAGAUUUUGUGCUAUAGGCACAUUGAAGAUUUAAUUGCUCGUCUGGCAACCUGAUCUGCAACUGUUCGCGCACUUAUGCUAGUGACCGCAACGUGGCGCUGCGUUCGAUGUAGUGUCAAAACUCGAGGAAGAAAAAAGAACGCUGUUUUGUGUAUGAUGCAAGAAAAAUAGUGUUUAUCUCAUAGAAUCUAUUAUUUAUUGGCCUGAUGAACUGCAAAAUACCUUGCGAACAUAAACUAGCCGCAGCGUGAAGUGUAAUCAAUUUUGUUUCGACUGUUAUUAGUGUGUUUUUGUGCAAUUUGCAUCACUCCCGCCGACAAACAGCAAGUUCGAAAGUGUAGCGGAAUGACAGCGGUGACAGGUCGGCCACCGUUGACAAGCCCGUUCAGGCAGCGCAAGUGCGUUCGAACAAAAAUGGGCAGUGUCACUUCGACAGAAAAUGGCGUCUGCCAACUUUUUGGAGGAAGCUCUUAAAUCAGAUGUCGAUGAAUCCGCGGUGAGUGCGAUCGUCGGAACGCUGGAAAAUCAGUUGGAUCAAUCGAGUACGACCCAGGUGCAACAAGUCGGGAAAAAUUUCGAGUGCGGAAACAGUGGUAAUAGUUUUACUAGUGCAAUUGUGUCAAAUGGAGGAACGACCCCCAUUUAUAGUACAGUGCAACAGCAGCAGCAGAAGCACAGUAAUCACGGAGGUGUUACCAAUGGUGAAAUCGUUUCGAAUGUUAUGAACAGCAACGGCAGUAAUAACAACAACAAUAAUAACAGUAAAACAUUUAUUAUUGCCACUAGUGGCGGUCAGAACGUGAUCACUAGUUCAGCCUCCGGACCUACAACCGUGGUGGUCGGUAAGAAUAUUACCGUUUCGGCAACCGGGAUUCCGCCACCGUCUACGCCUCCGGCGUUGAUGUCGACGGUACCGACCAGCACUACCGGGAUUAACAUAAUUAGCAAUCAAAUUGUAGUUUCCGCUGGUGGCCAACACCCACCGCCGUUUAACGUUACGAACAACAAUAACAAUCCGCAUCAUCAGUCGAACAUGCCAAAGAAUGAACCAGUGAAGUUGGUGUAUCCUGCUCCUGGUGGUGGUGCCGGAACUCAGGCGGUGAUCAACAUGAACAACAACCGUGUUACCCUCACCUCGACGGCACUGCCGAAUGGGACCAUCUCCCUAUCGCAGGCCCCGCAGCUGAUCCAGACCGGUUCGGUAGCGGGAAAAACGACAAUUCAGGCGACGGGCCCACAGGGAAACCAGGGUCAGUCCCAACCACAGACGCUUAUCAUCAAGAACCAGCAAACCGGAGCGGUGAUGAACUCCGGGGCGCCCGGAAUAGUCACGAUGUCGAAACCGAUCAACAAUCAGGCAACACAGAAUAUUGUCGGUUUACCGGCUGGUGUACAGAUUGUAAAUGUUAGACCCGGCGCACCGCCCACGCAAGCACAGCAAAAAACUGUUGCCGCUGUAUCACCUAGAGUUGUUAUUGGUAGUCAGCAAAUAGUUAGUACUAGACCACCAAACGCAAACGCUAUUACACUAAGUGCCCUUCAAGGACAGCCGGGCUCGACACUGCUGCUGAAGAAUGAGCAGGGCCAGUUCCAGUUGCUGCGGAUUGGACCGGCACCGUCCGGGGCCCAGAUCACGCCCGCCAACAUAACGGCAACAUCGGCGACUAAUCAGACGAUACGGUUGCAAACCGUACCAGCUGUAAGUAGGUUUACCGGUCCUCCAUUAGCCCUUCGCAAGACCAUUGUCACCACGCAACAGGUGAAACAGAAGCAAAAUCAACCCAUUUCGUCCGGUUCCGGUACGAUCAUCGUCAAUUCUCAAUCAAUCACCACCACACCGACGAGCUAUGUUACGACACAAUCGACUCCGGUGGCCUCCGUGGCACCUGUGCCGGCGUUAGCCGCGCAGCAGCACAUAACCAUCUCAACAGCACCAUCACAAGCACAGUCACAUGUCACGGGGCAGCCCACGGUGGUAAGCACCCAGCAGGCACAGGUAGUCGUAACAUCCCAGCAGCAGCAGCAGCAACAACAACAACCUCAGCAGACCGUCGUCGUGACGACCACAACCGGUGGCCAAACUGCCCAGCAGCGCAACUCGCUGGAUAAUACCAAAGAAAAGUGCAGAAAAUUUCUAACGAAUCUGAUCGAACUCUCGAAGCGGGAGCCGAAACCGGUAGAAAAGAACGUGCGGACACUGAUUCAGGAACUGGUCGAUGCCAAUGUUGAACCGGAGGAGUUUUGCGAGCGGUUAGAACGGCUGCUCAACGCAAGUCCGCAGCCCUGCUUGAUCGGAUUUCUGAAAAAAAGUUUACCUUUGCUGCGACAAUCACUCGUCACCAAGGAAAUUACGAUAGAGGGCAUCAAUCCACCGUCAGCAAAUGUGGCCUUUUCCGGGUCACCUCUCACGCAAAUCCCUGCCCAAAUUCGUCCCGUAACGCAGCCCAUCAUCACGCAGAACAGUAUGGUCGGUCAGACGCAGAUUAGAAUGCUGACCACGCAGUCCGGGGCAACAACGAUACCCCGGAUAGGACAGACGACAAUACGGCCGGCGACGACGGUUCGGAUACCAACACCGAUAUCACAGCAAGCUCAACAACACACUACCCUUACUGCUAGUGGGCCUCGGCAUAUAACAGCCCAGCAGAUACGGCCAAACGCCACCGUCGGACAUACCACCAUUGUGCAAACAAACCAGCAGCUGCCUCAGACGAUCUCAACGACACCCCCAGCGCUGUUACCGAUUCGCGCCCCGGCCGGUACGGCAAUAACGCGUACACCAGCGACGCUACAAAUUCGUGCAACAACACCGGUAGUAUCGCGCGCUGCUGCUGCUGCUGCUAGCAACAGUAUCAUUAGCGGUAACACUACGGUUACCGCUAAGACGAUCCGUAGCCAAACGCCAGCCGUAGCCUCAGUGGCAGCUGCUGCAGCAGCGGCAGCCGCUGCGGCAUCCGGUUCGGCUGCAACCCAGGUUAAGCAAGUGACAGCAAUUAGUAACAGCAAUGUGGUCGUCGCAGCAACGUCUGUUGUGGCCACUUCGACAACAGCAUCCGGUGCACCCGGGCUAGUUGUGACUGGAACACAGCCGUUGCCAGCAUUGGCACUUAGCUCCUCCGCAGCCGCUGCCGUGGCCACUCUAAACAAUGCUAGUAAUAGUAAUAAUUCUACAAGUAUAAUCAGUACAAGCUUCCCUCCGGCAACGACGGUGGUGGUCAGUUCAGUGCCCAGUAGUAGUACCAACAGUAGUAACAAUAGCUCCGGAACCACUGCUAGCACACCGACCACUAUUGUAACCGGUGGAAAGGCUAGUGCAGGUACGAAAUCUAGUUCUGGGGGCGCCAAAAAGAAAGCUAGUGCUAGUUCUGCUGCUAGUGCCAUCGAUUCUGCUGACCCAACCGCCGCGGUGAAAAAGGCAGCCGCUUCAAUGCAAUCCUCUUUUUAUCAGCAUCACGUAUCCUCCUCCAUGUAUGGGGACGAUGACAUCAAUGACGUCGCGGCAAUGGGUGGUGUCAAUUUGGCCGAGGAAACGCAACGGAUUCUUGGCUCGACGGAAUUCGUGGGGACCCAGAUUCGAUCGUGCAAGGACGAGGUGUUUCUGCAUAUGCCCGCACUACAGGCCAAAAUUAGAAGUAUUAUUGCGAGACACGGACUGGAGGAACCGAGCAGUGAGGUAGCAGUUCUGAUAUCACACGCCUGUCAGGAACGACUGAAAAACAUUGUGGAAAAGUUAGCUGUCAUUGCGGAACAUCGAAUCGAUAUCAUUAAGGUCGAUCCUCGCUACGAAGUGACGAAGGAUGUCCGAGGUCAAAUCAAAUUUCUCGAAGAACUUGACAAGGCAGAGCAGAAACGACACGAGGAACAGGAAAGAGAAAUGCUUAUGCGGGCAGCCAAGUCUCGAUCGAAAACCGAGGAUCCUGAACAGGCUAAGCUGAAAGCCAAGGCGAAAGAAAUGCAACGAGCGGAAAUGGAAGAACUUCGGCAGCGAGAUGCUAAUCUGACUGCCCUGCAAGCCAUCGGACCACGGAAAAAGCCCAAACUCGAGGAAGGAGUGACAGCGACCGUUACACCUGGUGCCUCCGGAAUCGGUGCUGCUAGCGGGAAGGCUUCCACACCACUCAGGCCUCGUAUCAAGCGGGUGAAUCUGCGCGAUAUGCUGUUUUAUCUGGAGCAGGAGAAGGAAAGCUGCAGAAGUCAAAUGCUGUACAAGGCCUACCUCAAGUGAUCGAUUGUGGGACGAACGGUGAUGAUAAUUAGUGUGGCCAUUCUACGCUGAAGCAUCCAAUGCUCUCGGUCGUCGGCAAUGGCCCGCGGGAGAUGCUGCCGACAGUGAUCCUGGAGGACCAAGGGUGUUUGGUUCCUUUCUUCAAUUGGGUUGUUUUAAAUCCAAGGAAAAGCUCCGGUUUCGCGGCGGAACGAAACUGACCGAUUCAUGCGUUUCAUCUUAAGUCAGGUCUAGUUCAGAGAGGAAGAGAUAUAGGUACGAGUGGGAUGGAUGACAGGAAUAGGGUAUCCGGACAGUUAUGUUUGUGCGCGUGUGUCUUUAGGGAAUUUUGUAAAUAGUUUUUUUUCGGUCAAGAAGAUAUCACGGAGCGAAAAAGCGCUGAGGGCAGUUCACGGUUCACGAGGGAACUGUUUUUGGAUGUUUUAUUUAAUUUACAAUACAAUAAAAUACAAACCCUGUACAGAAUGGACAUAGGAUGAACCAAACGGGAGGUUUAAAGUCGAAGGAUUAGGAGAUAAUUAGGU
Messenger RNA from Topomyia yanbarensis, 5958 nucleotides. RefSeq names its product transcription initiation factor TFIID subunit 4 (gene Taf4). Lineage: Eukaryota; Metazoa; Arthropoda; Insecta; Diptera; Culicidae. The transcript has 11 exons. Gene Ontology annotation, biological process: DNA-templated transcription; transcription initiation at RNA polymerase II promoter. Gene Ontology annotation, cellular component: transcription factor TFIID complex. The record is from RefSeq and is a predicted model, not a curated record. Gene Ontology annotation, molecular function: RNA polymerase II general transcription initiation factor activity; protein heterodimerization activity; DNA binding. The coding region runs from base 1649 to 5434 and encodes 1261 amino acids.